AGAGCUGAAGACAGAAGAGCAGCAGGCGGCGACGAGCCCGUGUCGUGCGGAGCAGGCGCGGCGAAAUGAGCAGGGGCCGAGAGCCACAUCUGAUCCGGGAGACGUGGAGCCAAGUACCCAGAUCCCAGGUGAUGAACAGUAGUUGUAAUAGUAGAUCGUGUACAGCUGGAAGGUGUGCAGUCAUCCAGGUCUGGUGUCGAGGGCGCAGGACCGAGCGCUGGGGAUCGCUGGAGGCCGCUGAGGAAAGCUGCGCAGACGCCGGGAGGACCACUAGCUAAGACUCUGCUAUUCCCUUGUCCUGAAGACUUUUAUUGAUUGUGAUGCUCUUUAUUUAAUAUAUUUUAUCCUACAGACUGCUCUACAGCUGGGUUUAAGAUUUAGACACAGGCCACUGCCUUUUUAUUUAUUCUUUAUGAAUUUAUUGUACAUUUUAACCGGCUGGUUUUUGAAACCCUGCUCAUUUCUGCCUUUAUUUAUUUUUCGUUCCUAGUUUAACUGGGUGGCGUUUCUGGCUCAUUUCACUUUCUGUCAACUUAAAUUAUUGGCACCACCCAGUGUUACCAUGGCUAAAACAAUGGAGUUGGGACUGCUUGAAUGGCAUCUGUGAUAGCAGCUUUGCAACAGUGUGAGGGGGAAAAUGUGUCAAACCAAUAAACUCAUCUGCAAGACGCGUCUUCUGCUCUGCUGAGUAACAGAUGAUGUAAACGGAGCAGAUCCCCAGUGAUCUUUAAGCAAAUCAAAGCAAUCAAGAAAAAAAACUGUGACAUGGCAACAGUGACCAACCAGAUUCAUCCAUAUAAAUGUGUUCAUGUGGUCGUUCUAAAUGAAUCCAGAAGAAACGCGUCCUCUUGAGAAACGGAUGGAAGUGAAACAGAAACGCUCUCAUGCUGUGGAGUUGAUUCCAGUGUUGAACUGACAUCUUUCCUCUCUAACUCUCUCUGAGUUGCGGUCAAAAGGCAAACUGUGCAGCUGCUUCAUCCCCUGUUCUGCAGCAUUUUUGAGAUAAUCGGUGGUUGAAAGGCGGACACUGUCCAAGUCUUCAAAAUGAUUUUCUUUGGCAUUUCACUGAAUUUUAUCGCAUUUUUCUGAAGGACCAAUGAGAACAUGGCGCAACGUGAUCGUCUUGUGAUUCCACAAAGAUCAUUUAAUGUAAUUAAGCAUUUUCUUUCAGAACUACAGAGUUGUAAAGUAAACAUAUGUAAUGAAAAAAGCUGUUAUCUUUUUGCCUCUAAAUCUUACGGUCUGUGAAGAACAUGACGGUCUCUAGCAGUUGCUGUAUUUCAUCUGAAAUGAACGUUCUUGCUCUUCCAUCUCUUACUGAUUAUUUCAGUUCACAGUGAAUAUUCAACAGCCAGGGCUACUUGAACCGCUUCGUUCACAUCAAUAGCCAAAGGUGUUUUGAACUGAAUUUACUUUGAGUUUCAGUUUUGCUCCUCUUCUAACGUUUAUGCAACCCGAGUGCAUCGCAGUAUCAAAUGCGCUUUAACGGGUGAUGCAUUUCCAAGUCUUGACUAACUAGGUCAGGCAUGCUUAAGGUUAAGUGAAAAACGACUUCUGGUAUAGACGUUCGUUUUAAAUAAAUCACCUGAUGUGUAGUUCUAAGUUUCAGAUGCUUCAUAAAGUGUGUCAAAAAAACACAGCAGUCAUUUGUCUGUUGUACAACAUUUGGCCGCUUCUCAAGUUUCCAACAGAAGAAUGCUUGCUCAGUAGAUACAAAACAGGAAACCUGAACAAAAGAAAAAGUGUCUCUUUAAGGCUGACACGUAGCUUGACAUGUGAGGCAAAUUGUUUCCAAAUUAGGCAAGAAAAAGAGCACUGCUAGCAGGGCAAAGGAAUUUAGGCAUCAUUUUUAGAUGUUUAUUUAGACAUGAAGUGGGCAGGUGGAAAAAGGGAACACGUGCUUUUGUUCUGUAAAUAAACUACUAUUCACAGAAUAAAAAUAAACAGAUAUUACAUCAGGUAAAAAAACUUUGGUUUAAAACAAUUUUAGAGAAAAAUAAUAAUAAGAAAAAAAAGCUCUGAACCAUGUCUACUUUCUAUGGUAAAGAGUGCACUAAGGUAACUUUAGCCUCUUAUCAGUGGAGUGAUUCAGGGAAAAACAGAACAAAGAGAAACACGAAGAUACUGGACUCUGUCCAGGAAAGAGAGGCAACCAAAUACAAAAUCCGUUAUCCAGGAGUACUUUCUGUACAGAGAGUAUUCGUACUUACAGUGGCCCCCACCUAUCCGUGGCCUGUUUGCAGAUUUUUCUGUGGUAUGUGACUCCAAAUUAUUUGCAGAAAAUUCACCUCACAUGUUCUCUGGAGCCCAUCUGAAAUAAAGAAGAAGCAGCUUGAGAAGUUGCUAAAACACAAAGUCUUGCCAGGUACUUUUGGUCUAGUUUACAAGACCCGUAUUAUAAAUCAUAAUAUGGGGAUAAUGUCUUUUUUCCUCUGCCGGAUUAUUUCACUUAUAACUAGUACUUUCUCAUCAGUAUUAAGAAAUUAUUCACCUAAACUCCUUUUUUUUGUGCUGAAAAGUUACUUGCAAGUUAGUGUUGACUUAAUCCAAGUGUACUCAGAUAUUUACACCAGAAACCAGAUCAAAAAUACUUUGCAAGAUUUUGUGUUUUUGCAGUGCAAUGCUGCUUCACACAUUAUAAGUUGCUGCUUGCAAAGCAAUCUAGGAGCGUCACUCACUUUCCUUGGCACUGAUUGGCUGUACCUCAAGAGCGCACAUAAAGGGAGACUGUGGACGUUUAGCUUCUGCGUUGGCGUCAAAAUAAUUUCCACAGUAUUAAAGCAGACUGAAUAUACUUGGCGCCUUGAACUGUUAAAAUGGAUAUAAGCAUUUUAAUGGCGGGCCUCGAUUAUUUGCUGAUUUUAGCUGUUCACCAGGGUCCACAGCAACAGCUCUAUUAGUGACUUUAUCAAGAUAUGCACAGAACAACUGGGAGAAGUUUCCCUGAGAAUUGAGUAAAAUAAAGUGUUCACAGGCCUGAUGGUGGGAGUAGCUCUCUCAUUGAGUGUCUGCAGGAGACGGACACAGUUUAGCCACGGCUGUCCUCCAUUAGAGGAAAUGAAGGCAGAGAGAUCCCAAAGUCAACAAGAGCAAUAAUGUCACUUAUUAGUGACACUAUAGGGAGUAAAGUCAGCAAAGCAAGAAAAAUUUGUAGUAGGUCCUCCAGUAGUAUGAAUACAAAAUAGCUUAGGAAAACAUUAGCUCCUCUAACAAUAAUCAAAAAGUACAGUUUAGGAGCCAGUAGAGGAUCGCUAAGUAAACAGGAUGCUUGUUUUUCUUGCUUUGGACUAAAACUGAGGGAGGUUGUUGCAGACGAGGAGACUGUAGACAAAAAGCUCCGACUCUCUAACCACACCACCUAAGGGUGGAAGUGUAAAUAUUAGGCCUCACGUUUGUGUCAUUUCUGCCAAACUUGACCUUCACUUUGCAGCAAGUGCUAUCAUUGAGGAUCAAUUAUCGCACUGCUAAAAUACAUAUCAUCCCCCAAAAAUCUGUGACUCAUUGUUGGAUUUGCAUUUAGAAACUGCGCUCUUUUUUUACUUUCACUGAUUCAGAACUCAUAUGUUUAAAAACCUUGGGAAAAUUUGAGUUGUCACAAUGAACAGUGCUUACUUAACUGCGGUUAACACCAUUUUAAGCAGUUAGCCCUAUGCAUGAAUUUGCUUACGCAUUGAACUGAAAUGCACCAGCUCUAAAAUUAGGAUGGAAAACUCUGCAAAACAUUUGACUUGCAUUAAGCAACAAAAUAAUCGGAACUACACCAAUUUAAAAGUGCACCAUCGAUUGCUCCGGGGUCAAGUGAAAGUUAUGGUCAGAGGAAAUUUUCAAAGUUUCAUCUUUCUGCUCCACGUAUGCUUGCUCAGCAGAGUGUUGCUUUAGGUUCGCACAACGUUUAUGGCUCAGUUCUGCAAAUAUGAUAAGAGAUCUCUGAAGGGGUUUUAGCAGAUUAUGCUGGAGAGAUUUCCAAAUAAAAACUUCGAGUGUUGUGGGUAUUAACAGUAAUGAAUCAACAACUCAUAUCGGCCAUGAUGAUGGGACAGAGAGGAAGUCGACAUGACUAAGAAUUUCAUCGGAAGUCCAAGUGAUUGUUCACAUAAAUGAAACUCUUAUAAAAGCUGUUUUGUGUGUGUGUGUGUGUGUGUGUGUGUGUGUGUGUGUGUGUGUGUUCUGCAUAACACUGUGGAAGGGCAAAUGUCUACCAGAAUUACAAAAUGUGUGGUCACAACGCGUGUUGCCACAUCCGUGAAUGUGUGGCUGUCAGAGAGCAAGUGGUCAGUGUUGGAAGUCACCCAACUGUAAUGGCCCCGCAGAAAUGCAUUUCUGAGAGUUUCCUCUUUUCUUUGAAGAUUUGGCAACAGAAACUAGGGAAGAAAAACUACACACGCUUACACAAUCGUUGCAGUCUCUGCUUGUGUUCUGCGCCACCAAGCACUCAACAUAAACAAAUCACCGAAACAGUUCAAUGGACAAACAAUGUGAAAGUGAAAGACGAAUGCGGUGACUCUGUAGGUAAAAGACAAAUCGAUUUCCUCUAAAGAUGACAUUUGCAAAUAGACUCUGCGGGAGAACGAUGUGCACAAGAGCAGAGAUUGCGAUGUUGGUGGCUGAGGAAACGUAAAGGCACAGCUGCAGAACGUCGUGCAACUCGGUUCUGCAGAUCAAAAGGAAUCUCACCGAGGAGACCUAAAGCAGAGAGAGAGAGAGAGAGCUGUCAGCUGUUUGCUGUAAAGCCUUCACACAUUUUCUGCCACUGGCGAUAGCGGCACAAAGUGGUGGGCUGAGUGUGAUAUCGGCUGGUUUCGUGUAAUGUGCUCAAAAGUGCUGAUGACAGAUUCUUGGCACUGGUGUGACUCCGUUAGAAACCGGUUUGAAGGUAAGGGGUCAAACAAUGAGACGCCACAUCAGCACCUGAUCAGAAACGCCGCAGCACAGAUGACAAACUGUCAGACAUCUGAUAAGAUUGGGCUGAUUCAGCGUGACACCCUAUCGAUCUGAAACAAGGAAACCAAAGAAGAAGUGCCUCAUUACGUAAGGGUCGGGGUCUAAUAUUAAACGCCGCUGCAUAUCGAACACAUCAACACGAAAAAUUCUGAUGACAGGCAUUUCCGCGAAGUAGAUGACUAAAAGCUGACUCACUGAAUUAUGUGGUUGCAGCCCACUUAGGUUCAUCUGGUCAUUUGGUGUGUGAGCACAUCAGUCACCUGUCAACAGCUGCUUCUUUCAUUCUUAAAAUACCCCGGUUUAGACAACUCAUGUUGGCGGGAAUUUAUACGUAUUAAGUGCUUGACAGUCACAAAAGAUGGGUGGGGGUGAGAUGUUGGAUAUUGAAUAAAAUCUCACUUCUAAUCUUAUCUUUUGCAAUGAGGAAAUUGAACCUAUUUGAAAAGAUUCCAUUUUUAUGAAAUGAUGAAAUACGAACAGCUUUAUCAGCUUUUUUUCCCCCUAUAGUUCCUUUUUUACAUGUCAUAUUAAGACUAAUUAAAUUAUUGACACAAAUUUCAAAAGUCCAUUUUUUUUUUAAAUCUGAAGAACAUUUGCUUUGAUCUGAAUUUAAAUCUGCUGAAGCUAUUGUUUUCCACAUUUUAAUUUGACUUUUAUCAGUAGUGUCGGUUUUCCGUCGAUAAGAGGAAUUUACUGCAGACGCAACAACAUGAAACUGAACAGUUUCUGUUUUGGCUGCUGUCUCCCACAGAAAGGCUUCAUGAAAACAGAUGAAGUAUUCGGAUGCCUUUGUGAUUAAUAACAACUUUUCUUAAAAAUUUAGGUACAAGUAAAUAUGAUUUUGAUACUAUUUCACUAACGAUGAACUGUUUUUUGUUUUUUUUUUUUUUACCAAAAAAAUUAAUAUAAAAAGACUCCAACCACUUAUGUACUCAUGAAAGCUAUUGUGUACAAUGUCUUUCAUAAAGGCUUUUUUUUUCUUUUUUUUUUUUUUUACUUUUUCACAAUUUGUCACAUUACCAUCAAAAAUUUACAACCUAAUUUUACAAAAAUUUAAUCUUUUGUUGCAUCUAAACCUACUUGUAUUGAUUGAUUAACUUGUAACAAAAAUCUCCCAAUCAGUUUAGGCCUGGACUUUGACUAUGUAACCGGGUCGCUUUUCUCUUUUGGUAUAGUUACACAAAAUGUCUUUUAUUUUUGGUUAUUUGUAUUGUUCUCUACCUGACUUGAACACCUUUAAAAACUCUGUUAUUGUUCUAACCGUGUAACUUUAAGAUUGGGAGGCCCUCUAAUUUAUUUCUUCUUCUAUGGUAUUGUCGUUAAAUUGUUUGCCCCCCUUACACUCCCACCUUUUGCCAUGUUAUCCUGCGGGAGAUUCAUUAAGUAAAUUUUUGUUAUCACCAUUAUAAUAAAUGAAUCCAUUCUGUGCUGUAAAUAUUUAAGUGAAUCUACAAUUGCAAAAUAGCAGGAAUUAAGCUUAGUUUUCAUUUUGUUUUGUGUAGAAAAAACAGCGAUUCCAAAGAAAUCCUGUGUCAUGGCCUAAUUUUUAAAUGAAACCAGCACAAUGCAGAAAGGGUGUGGUUAUGACUAGACUAUUCCAAUAUGUGCUUUCAUCCAAAAUACUUCUAAAUGGUCCUCCUGGAUCUUUGUGGUUGUUGUGAAACCUCCGUCCCAAGUCUCAUAGUUCCAACAGGCGUCUUCGUGUGAACGUCUUCUCACUUUUCACCCACAAUUUUAAGACAGAAGACGAUUAUGUUCUUUCGCUGCUCAGCACAAAUCGAAGGACAUGCUCAUUUUUCUUCCAAUGUGCAGAUAUACUACAAAAGUAUUUGUUCUCUUUCGUCUUCAUGCUUGUCUUUUCUGCGGGCUGUUCCGACAUGCAUCACUUUCUGCGGCCAUCAAAAAGUUCAGGGCGCAACUAAACCUUUCUGCUUAGCUAAUUCCUUGAAGAGCACAACCAUUUUAUCUUCAUGAGUUACACACAAUUCAUGGUUAACCCUAACAAAUCAUACUUAAACGCAUCUGCAGAUUGUGAAGAUCGUCAUUGCAAAGCUCAUAUUAGGAGGUGGUUUACCACUACGGCUGAAUGGUAAAAUUCUUGAAAAACCAUGGGUUGCCUAACGCACAGACUCAGGCUAAUCAUGAGCCGGGCAGACAGACACAUGACAGCUGAGGGUAAGUGGACAUUCCAAAAAGUUCUGAGGGGAAAACACCCCUUACACUGUCUUCUGAUCGUACCCGGUUACUUCUCUGUGGUUUAUCAGUGCAGUACUAGUCUAGGUAAACCUCGACAGUGGAAUUACAAAAACAGAAAACAGAGAGCUGGCAUCUUCACGCUCCCCCACCCUCUUGUCAGUUUUCUUACGUAUAUCUGACACACAGAGAGAAUCCACAGCGUCAUCGCAGUCAAAUCACGACUCGAUAUUAUUUCCAUAUUGGGGGGGUUUAGUUUCAUUUGCCACUGAGGAGAAAAUGCUCAGAAAUAAUUAACUGUAAUCUACUGCAUUCAGGCCAUUAAAAAAAGUUGUAAUGUUAGUGCUUGUAAGCAGUUAUUACAGCACCAAUAAGUGUAAUAAUAAUAAUAAUAAUAAUAAUAAUAAUAAUUAAUAAUGGGUUUUAAAAUAAAAUUGGGUCAAUAUCUCAGUUUAUGCAGAGAUUACCAAUACUAUUACAAUAAAUAAUAAUAAUAUUGUUAUUUUUAAUAAUGAUAAUACAGUGGGUUUCUUGGACAUUUUUUAUGUAACAACAUAUUAUGUCAUAUCAAAUCCCUGCGGUUAAAGGUUUUUCCUUGAGUUUAGUUCAUGGGAGGAGCACAUUACUGCAAAGAAGAAGAAGAAAAAAUCCCCUAUAGAUUAACCCCUUCCGGGUAGUCUCCUCCCUUUUGCCUAUAUAAUGACAGCAGAAAUGAACCCCAAAUCAUGCACUUCUCAGCUCCAAAGAAGCAUCCUCCAAAGGAGCAUUUUUUGGUUUUUGUCCACUCGGAAAUCCACUGAGCCGGCCGUGCGUUCAACUUCCCCGAGGGUCCACUUUCCUGCAGCGUUUCUCCGUCUUGUCCAGCAUCAUGAAUCCUCAACUCCUGUCCGUCUUGGUCCUGCUGUCUUCCGUCUUCUCUGCAUGUUGCAGUCCAGUGUGCCACGACCAGUGCUGCCGCUUCGUGGAGGAGUUCCCCGUCAGGGUGCAGAUGCUCAGGGAGGACUACAGGAGGAUCAGAGGUUUCUAUGAAUCAAACGACGACUUUGACAAUGCACUGUUGGACCAGAGCGUCGAGGAUGCCUUUAAGAGCCAGUUUGCCUGUGAAGCCAUAAACAGCAUCCUGGAGUUUUACCUGAGCACGGUUCUGCCGACUGCGGUGGCCAGUGUGACCAUCGACAACAGUCUGAAAACCCAUGUGGAGUCCAUACAGCAGAUUUUUGAUGAGCUGAAGAGGGACGUCCACAGAUGCAGAAAAGUCUUCGAAUGCAAGAAGCCGUUUGACAUUAGGAGCCUAAAUUCAACAUAUACCGAGAUGGAGAGUAGAGGUGUGUACAAGGCCAUGGGGGAGCUGGAUCAGUUGUUCAACUACAUCGAGACGUACCUGGCGUCUCAGCGGAAGAGAAACUCUCAUUGAAGACCAGCUGACCUUAAUGAAGAUUAUUACUGCUGUGUGCGUUUUGGGAAGCAAAAUGGACAAUCUUUGAGUUUGAGACUAACAUGCAUCUACUCGAUCAUGUCCAGAACUAUGAAUGUAAUGUAUGGAAGUGUUGUCUGCUCUUCAGAGACAACAGACAGUCGUUUGUCCCAAGGACAUGUUUACUGUUUGAGAACCGUGUUCUGUCGUGCACAAAAAUGGAUGGAUGGAUAUUUUCAGUGCAGAGAGUAUUUAUUACUUCUAAAUGUCAUUUAAUGUAUUUUUUUUAUAUUUAUUGCAUUUUCUACUUUUUCAUAGAAAUAAAGAUCGUUAAAAACAA
This is a messenger RNA of Poecilia latipinna (sailfin molly), 8888 nucleotides long. RefSeq names its product interleukin 10 (gene il10). Bases 8003 to 8548 code for a protein of 181 amino acids. Gene Ontology annotation, biological process: immune response. Gene Ontology annotation, molecular function: cytokine activity. The record is from RefSeq and is a predicted model, not a curated record. The transcript is spliced from 6 exons. NCBI's taxonomy places the organism in Eukaryota, Metazoa, Chordata, Actinopteri, Cyprinodontiformes, Poeciliidae. Gene Ontology annotation, cellular component: extracellular region.